Molecule: messenger RNA, 3902 nt
Organism: Dipodomys spectabilis (banner-tailed kangaroo rat)
Lineage: Eukaryota; Metazoa; Chordata; Mammalia; Rodentia; Heteromyidae
Gene: Rasgrf1
Product: Ras protein specific guanine nucleotide releasing factor 1
Exons: 29
Coding region: 1-3783 (1260 amino acids)
Biological process (GO): positive regulation of GTPase activity; Ras protein signal transduction
Cellular component (GO): plasma membrane
Molecular function (GO): protein binding; guanyl-nucleotide exchange factor activity
Source: RefSeq, a predicted model, not a curated record
AUGCAGAAGGGGAUCCGGCUCAACGACGGCCACGUCGCGUCCCUGGGGCUGCUGGCGCGGAAGGACGGCACGCGCAAGGGCUACCUGAGCAAGCGCAGCUCCGACAACACGAAAUGGCAAACCAAGUGGUUCGCGCUGCUGCAGAACCUGCUCUUCUACUUCGAGAGCGACUCGAGCUCGCGGCCCUCCGGCCUCUACCUGCUGGAGGGCUGCGUGUGCGACCGCGCGCCCUCGCCCAAGCCCGCGCCCUCCGCCAAGGAGCCGCUGGAGAAGCAGCAGCAUUACUUCACCGUGAACUUCAGCCAUGAGAACCAGAAGGCCUUGGAGCUGAGGACAGAGGAUGCCAAGGACUGUGACGAGUGGGUGGCGGCCAUCGCGCACGCCAGCUAUAGAACACUGGCCACGGAGCAUGAGGCCCUCAUGCAGAAGUACCUGCACCUGCUGCAGAUUGUGGAGACGGAGAAGACGGUGGCCAAGCAGCUGCGGCAGCAGAUCGAGGAUGGCGACAUCGAGAUUGAACGGCUGAAGGCAGAGAUCACAAUUGCGUCGCUGCUCAAGGACAAUGAACGCAUCCAGUCCACCCAGACUGCUGCCCCCAGUGACGAAGACACUGACAUCAAGAAGAUCAAGAAGGUGCAGAGCUUCCUGCGCGGCUGGCUGUGCCGCCGCAAGUGGAAGACCAUCAUUCAGGACUACAUCCGGUCGCCCCACGCCGACAGCAUGCGCAAGCGCAACCAGGUGGUGUUCAGCAUGCUGGAGGCCGAGGCCGAGUACGUGCAGCAGCUGCACAUCCUGGUCAACAACUUCCUGCGCCCGCUGCGCAUGGCCGCCAGCUCCAAGAAGCCGCCCAUCACACACGACGACGUCAGCAGCAUCUUCCUCAACAGCGAGACAAUCAUGUUUUUGCAUCAGAUCUUUUACCAAGGCCUGAAGGCCCGAAUCUCCAGCUGGCCCACGCUGGUCCUGGCGGAUCUGUUCGACAUCCUGCUGCCCAUGCUGAACAUCUAUCAGGAGUUCGUGCGUAACCACCAGUACAGCUUGCAGAUCCUGGCGCACUGCAAGCAGAACCGCGACUUUGACAAGCUGCUGAAGCAGUACGAGGCCAAGCCCGACUGCGAGGAGAGGACACUGGAGACCUUCCUCACCUACCCCAUGUUCCAGAUCCCCAGGUACAUUCUCACUCUCCACGAACUUCUGGCCCACACGCCCCACGAACACGUGGAACGAAACAGCCUUGACUAUGCCAAGUCGAAAUUGGAGGAGCUGUCCAGGAUCAUGCACGAUGAGGUCAGUGAGACAGAGAACAUCCGGAAGAACCUGGCUAUCGAGCGCAUGAUCAUCGAGGGCUGUGAGAUCCUCCUGGACACCAGUCAGACCUUCGUGAGACAAGGGUCCCUCAUCCAGGUGCCCAUGUCGGAAAAGGGCAAGAUCACCAGGGGGCGCCUGGGGUCCCUGUCACUCAAGAAGGAGGGCGAGCGGCAGUGCUUCCUCUUCUCCAAACAUCUCAUCAUCUGCACCAGAGGCUCCGGAGGGAAGCUCCACCUGACCAAGAAUGGAGUCAUAUCCCUCAUUGACUGCACCUUGCUGGAAGACGCAGAGGGCACAGACGAGGAAGCCAAAGGAUCCGGCCAGGACAUUGAGCACUUGGAUUUUAAGAUCGGGGUGGAGCCAAAGGAAUCCCCGCCCUUCACCGUCAUCCUGGUGGCUUCUUCCAGACAAGAGAAGGCAGCAUGGACAAGUGACAUCAGCCAGUGUGUGGACAACAUCCGAUGUAAUGGGCUCAUGAUGAAUGCAUUUGAAGAAAACUCCAAGGUCACCGUCCCACAGAUGAUCAAGUCGGAUGCCUCGUUGUAUUGCGACGACGUGGACAUUCGCUUCAGCAAGACCAUGAACUCGUGCAAAGUCCUGCAGAUUCGCUACGCCAGUGUGGAGCGGCUGCUGGAGCGGCUGACCGACCUCCGCUUCCUCAGCAUCGACUUCCUCAACACCUUCCUGCACUCCUACCGCGUCUUCACCACGGCCGUGGUGGUGCUGGACAAGCUCAUCACCAUCUACAGGAAGCCCAUCAGCGCCAUCCCUGCCAGGUCUCUGGAGCUGCUGUUUGCCAGCGGCCAAAACAACAAGCUGCUGUACGGCGAGCCCCCCAAGUCGCCCCGCGCCACCCGCAAGUUCUCCUCACCCCCGCCCCUGGCCAUCAGCACCUCGUCGCCCAGCCGCCGCCGGCGAAAGCUGUCCCUCAACAUCCCCAUCAUCACGGGCGGCAAGGCGCUGGACCUGGCCGCCCUCAGCUGCAGCUCCAACGGCUACACCAGCAUGUACUCCGCCAUGUCGCCCUUCGGCAAGGCCACGCUGGACACCAGCAAGCUCUACGUGGCCAGCAGCUUCGCCAACAAGAUCCCAGACGAGGGCGACGCAGGCCCGGAGAAGCCGGAGGAGCCCUUGCCCUUCUGCAAGCAGAACUCCGAAGUCUCUGUGAGGGAAGAGUCAGACGGCGACCAGAACCAGAGCGAUGAAGGUGACGCCGAGACAUCGCCAACUAAGUCUCCCACGACACCCAAAUCCAUCAAAAGCAAAAGCUCUUCAGAGUUCCCCCUCUUUUCCUACAACAAUGGGGUAGUGAUGACCUCGUGUCGGGAGCUGGACAGCAACCGCAGCGCCCUCUCCGCUGCCUCUGCUUUCGCCAUAGCCACCGCGGGAGCCAACGAGGGCACCCCGAACAAGGAGAAGUACCGCCGGGUGUCGCUGGCCAGCACAGGCUUUCCCCCUGACCAGCGCAAUGGGGACAAGGAGUUCGUGAUCCGCCGGGCAGCCACGAACCGCGUGCUCAAUGUGCUGCGACACUGGGCCUCCAAGCACUCGCAGGACUUUGAAACCAAUGAGGAGCUCAAGUGUAAGGUGAUCGGCUUCCUGGAAGAAGUCAUGCAUGAUCCCGAACUCCUGACCCAGGAGCGGAAGGCAGCGGCCAACAUCAUCAGGACUCUGACACAGGAGGAGCCAGGGGACAACCAGAUCACAUUGGAGGAGAUCACACAGAUGGCCGAGGGCGUGAAGGCCGAGCCUUUUGAAAACCACUCAGCCCUGGAGAUCGCAGAGCAGCUGACACUGCUGGACCACCUGGUCUUCAAGAAGAUUCCGUACGAGGAGUUUUUCGGCCAGGGAUGGAUGAAGCUGGAGAAGAACGAGCGGACGCCUUACAUCAUGAAAACCACCAAGCACUUCAAUGAUAUCAGUAACUUGAUCGCAUCCGAAAUCGUCCGCAGCGAAGACAUCACGGCCAGGGUGAACACCAUCGAGAAGUGGGUGGCUGUGGCUGACAUUUGUCGCUGCUUGCACAACUAUAACGCCGUGCUGGAGAUCACCUCCUCCAUGAACCGCAGUGCCGUUUUCCGGCUCAAGAAGACGUGGCUCAAAGUCUCCAAGCAGACAAAAGCUUUGAUUGAUAAGCUCCAAAAGCUUGUAUCGUCGGAGGGCAGAUUUAAGAAUCUCAGAGAAGCCCUGAAAAAUUGUGACCCACCCUGCGUCCCUUACCUGGGCAUGUACCUCACCGACCUGGCCUUCAUCGAGGAGGGGACACCCAACUAUACCGGGGACGGCCUGGUCAACUUCUCCAAGAUGAGGAUGAUAUCCCACAUCAUCCGGGAGAUUCGCCAGUUCCAGCAAACUGCAUACAAAAUAGAGCACCAGGCCAAGGUAACCCAGUAUUUGCUGGACCAGUCAGUGGUCUUGGAUGAAGAAAGUCUGUACGAAUCUUCUCUCCGCCUGGAACCCAAGCUCCCGACCUGAGGCUGCGCGAGGCCGCUCAAGAACACUUGCUCGCUGCUCUGCGCUGUACAUACUCGUCCUCCGGUGUCUCGGGCUCGCCUCCAAGUCUCUGCUUCUUCAAGACUUCAUUCUAUCCUGCU